This is a messenger RNA of Serpula lacrymans var. lacrymans S7.9, 963 nucleotides long. RefSeq names its product glycoside hydrolase family 16 protein. Gene Ontology annotation, biological process: glucan catabolic process. NCBI's taxonomy places the organism in Eukaryota, Fungi, Basidiomycota, Agaricomycetes, Boletales, Serpulaceae. Gene Ontology annotation, molecular function: hydrolase activity, hydrolyzing O-glycosyl compounds. The transcript is spliced from 10 exons. The coding region runs from base 1 to 963 and encodes 320 amino acids. The record is from RefSeq and is a predicted model, not a curated record.
AUGAAGUUCUCGCCCUCUACUGGAGCCCUCACCGCUGCAUCUCUUGCAGGAUCGGCACUGGCUGGCACUUACAACGUUGCCGACAACAUUGUUGGCAAUGGCUUCUACAAUUCGUUCGGCUUUGAGGCCAUCGCUGAUCCUACUGCCGGACGCGUCAACUACGUCGAUCUGGCUACUGCUCAGAGCUUGAACUUGACCUACACCAAUGGCAAUUCUUUCGUCAUACGAGCAGAUGAUACCACUGUAUUGACUGCGAGCGGCCCUGGAAGGAACUCCGUCCGAGUGAAGUCUAACACUGCAUACACUACCCACGCCGCUAUCUUCGACAUUGCUCACAUGCCCGAAGGUUGUGGAUCUUGGCCCGCUGUCUGGGAAACGAACGAAAGCAACUGGCCUGCUGGUGGCGAGGUUGAUAUUGUCGAGGGUGUUAACAACGUUACUCCCAACCAGGCAACCCUUCACACUAACCCUGGCUGCACCAUUCCCUCCUCUGGAGGCAUGCUUGGAACUGUUGUGAACGCUGACUGUAACGCGGAUGCCACCGGCAACCCUGGCUGUGGUGUCCAAUUCACCGAAGAUAAGAACAGCUUUGGACCUGGUUUUAACGGCGUUGGUGGUGGAUGGUAUGCCGUUGAACGUACCAACAGCGCCAUUAGCGUGUGGUUCUGGGAGCGGGGUUCCACUUCUGUUCCCUCUCAAGUGAGCAGUGGUGCUUCUUCGAUCGACACCUCCACCUGGGGUACACCCGCUGCUUACUUCCCCAGCACAAGCUGUGACAUCUCGACCAUGUUCGAUGCCAACAACAUCAUCAUCAACUUGACCUUCUGCGGUGCCUGGGCAGGUCAAGCCUCAAUCUACUCUGCAUCUGGCUGUCCCUCCGACUGCGUUAGCUACGUCAACGCCAACCCUUCUGCUUUCACCAACGCAUACUUCGAGUUCAACGCCAUCAACGUCUACACUUAA